AUGGCAAGUGUCAACCCUCUCCUCCUCAAGGGCAAGAAAGUCUGCCGCUUCACGAAGUGGCUUCUGAACACACAAACAAAGCUGCGUACCGCCAUCAACAGGUCCAGCAUCACAACUAUCGCCGCCGCCACCACCACCACCAACAACCACAACAAAUCCUGCUCUCACGACUGCAGCAAAGCCAAACAACAACGUCGCGUCCACAAUGAAAUCUUUGGUUGGACAAGCGACGCCUGGGAUGAGAUGAGCAUGAACACCACCUCCACAACCACCUCCCUCUACUCGCCGGCACCCACCACCCCAUCAAUAGGGUGCAUGAGUAGAGAAGAAGCUCUCAGAUGCGCCGAUGACUAUACAAUCCGCCGUAUUGAGAAAGCUUCCAUGCACAACACUACCCGCCACCCCCGUGGCAGAAGACCAUAUAUCAGAGUUGAAGGAUACUGA
Aureobasidium uvarum is the source of this 444-nucleotide messenger RNA. The record is from the annotation of a GenBank genome assembly. Lineage: Eukaryota; Fungi; Ascomycota; Dothideomycetes; Dothideales; Saccotheciaceae.